AUGCGCAUUUUUUCGUUUCCUUCUUCAUUUACUUUGUCUUCUUCAUUCUCUUUGUCGUCUUCUUCAUUUACGUUGUCUUCUUCUUUAUUCACUUUGUCUUCUUCUUUAUUCCCUUUGUCGUCUUCUUUAUUCACUUUGUCGUCUUCUUUAUUCACUUUGUCUUCUUCUUUAAAACUUUGUCAGUUUUUUAUUCACUUUGUUCUUCAAUUUAAUCCCAUUCUUUUAACUAUGUCUUCUUUCAUUUGCGUCUUCUUCUUUUGUUCACUUUGUCGUCUUCUUCGGCGCUUUGUCUUCUUUAUUCCCUUUGUCUUCUUCUUUAUUCACUUUGUCGUCUUCUUUAUUCACUUUGUCUUCUUCUUUAUUCACUUUGUCGUCUUCUUCAUUUACUUUGUCUUCUUUAUUCACUUUGUCUUCUUCUUUAUUCACUUUGUCGUCUUCUUUAUUCACUUUGUCUUCUUCUUUAUUCACUUUGUCGUCUUCUUCAUUUACUUUGUCUUCUUUAUUUUGUCGACUUCUUUAUUCUUUGUCGUCUUCUUUAAACUUUGUCUUUUCUUUCUUUAUUCACUUUGUCGUCUUCUUAUUUACUUUGUCUUCUUUAUUCCUUUGUCGUCUUCUUUAUUCACUUUGUCGUCUUCUUUCUUCUUUAUUCUUUGUCUUCUUCUUUAUUCACUUUGUCGUCUUCUUCAUUUACUUUGUCUUCUUUAUUCACUUUGUCUUCUUCUUUAUUCACUUUGUCGUCUUCUUUAUUCAUUUUGUCUUCGUCGCCAUCUUCCCUUUGGUGGUGGUUUUAAUCUCUCUUCCUCUUUCUUUCUGCAAAUGACAUGA
Molecule: messenger RNA, 825 nt
Organism: Acanthosepion pharaonis
Lineage: Eukaryota; Metazoa; Mollusca; Cephalopoda; Sepiida; Sepiidae
Source: the annotation of a GenBank genome assembly